Calypte anna (Anna's hummingbird) is the source of this 4344-nucleotide messenger RNA. It is a transcript of the gene KCTD20, whose product is annotated as potassium channel tetramerization domain containing 20. The record is from RefSeq and is a predicted model, not a curated record. Gene Ontology annotation, molecular function: protein binding. Lineage: Eukaryota; Metazoa; Chordata; Aves; Apodiformes; Trochilidae. The transcript is spliced from 8 exons. Gene Ontology annotation, biological process: positive regulation of phosphorylation. Gene Ontology annotation, cellular component: cytoplasm. The coding region runs from base 166 to 1500 and encodes 444 amino acids.
ACAAGUUUGGUUUUUGGAUGGCUUUUCCAUGUGAAAUGUCUACUGAGCAGCCUCCCCUGUCCUGAAAAAUCCCCAAAUUUCAUUGUCAGUCACACAGCAACCUCAGGCUGAUCCCAUCUGCAUCCUGAGGAGCUGCAUCAGCCUUCCAGUGCUGGUUUCUUACUGAUGUCUGUAGAGAGAAGCUGGGAAUACAGGCAGCUCAGCUCUUCUCUCAGGAAGAGGAACCAACUCCUGACAGCCCGGAGGCCCAGUAUGAAUGUUGAUUGUGCUGCUGGGACAGACUGGUCAAGAGCUCCAGAGUCCAGGUGCCCUGUGGAAAACACAACUCUAGCAGCCCAUGAGUCAGAAGAAAGUAAUGGGGUGCUAGGAAGUCACAGCCCUGCUGCAGUUCCCAGGACUGAGGGUUUAGAUUCUGAAUGCCGACACACUGUGAGUCCCCAGAUCAGUAGCAUGUUGUCUGCUCCUGAAGACACACACAGCUGUCAUUUCCAAGAUGGAAAUAAGAGACAGGCAGAGUAUUUCAGUAGCCAGGAACGCCAUGGGUGCUGCACUUCUUCUUCAAGCAUCAGCUCCCAGACAGCAGCUCCAGAGAAAGUGACCCUGGUGGUUGAUGGCACUCGCUUUGCAGUGAACCCACAGAUUUUCACUGCUCACCCUGACACUAUGCUGGGAAGGAUGUUUGGGCCAGGAAGGGAAUAUAAUUUCACCAGGCCAAAUGAAAAGGGAGAAUAUGAAAUAGCUGAAGGAAUCAGCUCAGCAGUGUUCCGGACUGUGCUGGAUUAUUACAAAACUGGAAUCAUUAACUGUCCUGAUGGGAUUUCCAUCCCAGACCUUCGAGACACGUGUGAUUACCUCUGCAUAAACUUUGAUUUCAACACAAUCAAAUGUCAAGAUUUAAGUGCUCUGUUACACGAGCUCUCCAAUGAUGGUGCUCACAAGCAGUUUGACAGCUACCUGGAGGAGCUGAUCCUGCCUAUCAUGGUGGACAGUGCAAGGAAAGGGGAACGGGAGUGCCACAUCGUGGUGCUGACUGAUGAAGACACCGUGGACUGGGAUGAAGAUCACCCCCCACCAAUGGGAGAGGAGUACUCACAAAUCCUUUACAGUUCCAAGCUGUACAGAUUCUUCAAGUACAUUGAGAACCGUGAUGUUGCAAAAGCUGUGCUGAAGGAAAGGGGCCUGAAAAACAUCCGCAUUGGCAUCGAGGGGUACCCCACCUGUAAGGAGAAGGUGAAGAGGAGGCCUGGAGGCCGCUCAGAAGUGAUCUACAACUACGUGCAGAGACCUUUCAUCCAGAUGUCCUGGGAAAAGGAAGAAGGGAAAAGCCGCCACGUGGAUUUCCAGUGCGUGCGGAGCAAAUCUCUGACAAACCUGGUCAGUGUGGGGGAUGAUGUUUCAGAGGACCACGAGGUUAUAAUGCAUCACCCCCCCCAAGUGGAUGAACUGGACAGGCUCAAUGCCCCCUUCUCCCAAAUGGCUGUGAAUGGGCUUCCAGAUUAGUCGUGGCUCAGGGAUCAAGCAGGAUCAGUCCUGCUUGAUGUGGGAACAUCUCAGCGUGAGUUUCAUCCCCCGUGGAUGGAACACAGACUCCUGCAAGGUGCUUUUUCCUCCUCCAUCCUCUUGCCACAGUGUCAUAUUUCAAGCAUGUUAAUAAAGAGCCACAUUUCAUAGUCUUAAUUGUGCAAUCAAAAGCAACGUCUCCUCAAACAAAAAGAAAUUAUGCUGUUUGGUUCCACUACAAAGGCUUCCAGAUUGAUGGGUGCUGAAUAUUUUACCUAAGCUUCUAAAAGAGGAGCAGAAGUAUUUAGAAACAUCUUGUCUGACAUGAGAGAGGAAAUUCUGGGCCUGUCAAGGCAAAGCUUUGCUUUCUCCUUAGGCACUUAGCUUUGCUUUGGGGAUAAUCAGUUACAAAGGACUGAACAUUGAAGCAGGAAGAUGAUUCUCUUUCAUCAGCCAGCAGAAAUGUAGCACAGUUGUGACAGCAAAAACCCUGAGUGUGGAGGAAUGAGAGCAAAACCCUGAACGGGGAGGAAUCUGCUUACAGUGCCACCUGGCUUUCCAUCCAGAAUGUUGCACUGCUCUUCUGGGGAAAGGUGAAGGAGUUUAAUAGGAAGCAUAGAUGCCUGCUGACAGGAAUUUCCUAUUUAUGUUUCUCCAUAAGAUUGAACUACUGGUUUUAGGGAUGCUCUCUGUUAAGUUCAGAGUAAAACAAGUAGAAAAUGCUGAAGGAAACAAACCAUAAAAAGAAAAGACUGUAGUUGAUAUUUUACCAACAAAGUAAAUGUGUUUAGUAGCCUAAUAGAUGUAGGAAGCUUUCUAGAGGUGACUCUGCAUGCUGAAGACUUUCAGUUGUCUCCUCCAUCCUCUUCCUAAGACAAAAAAGACCCAGUGGAGGAGCCCACAGUACAGACAUUUUACCACCUGAGUAACAUCCUUGGUCUCUUCAACCUUAGUCAGAAUCUCUGGAGCCUCUCCAAGGAGCUCUCUAGUGUUGCAGCUUUAGAAGGCCAGCUUCUUUCUUCCCAGUUUGGAACUGACUGGACCAUUUUGCUGUCAGGCAGGUAAGAAACACCAUGAGUAAACCAGCUUUAGAGUAAGCUACAUGUACCUAGGAACAACUCUCCUGAAUAUAUUCUCCUAAUCUGUGGUUAAAGCUCUUUGGAUCAAGAGCCAACAAUGCUGUGACUGGAAGCAGAGACAGUUGAGGCUGGAGUAGCUUGGUUAGGAGCAGGUAAGCUCCAUGGAGAUCCCUGGAGGCUUCUUUUAACACCCUGGUUACUGCCCAGGGAGUUCAGUACUGCCACAGCUGAGCUGCUGCAUGAACCAGAAGGAGCCUGCCUUACAAAACCAUCACUUCUGGUGGCUGGGGAGAGGUUUUCUGUACCUGAAGUGGUUCAUAAAGGUGGUGCUGGUGUAAAACAAAUGAAGCCCACUCUGAGAGGGAGAGAGCUGGUCAGUUUUGCUUCUGCAGUUCACUGCUGUUGAAACCUCCUGUCCCACACUGAGUUUGUUACCUGGUCAUACUGGGCAAAACAGAGGUAGGCUGUCCCUACAAAGCUUAAUCCUUCUGUCAGAGUUGUCAAGCAACGUUUUUAUUAGUCUCCAACCCUUCUGCCAAGUGUAUGGUAGACUUAGCACUGAAGAGUGUUACUGUGCUGCUAAGGAUGUUUGGGUUUUCCAGUGUAAGUAACAUGACAGUGGCAAAUACAAACUUUCCUGGAGGUUUCUGAGUGUCCUUUAGGUAAGAGUAACAAAGUCUUUGCCAGGGUAUAUAUUGCUGGUAUAUUUAGCUCCCAUUUGUAUAGCUACAGGUUCCAUUUUUUUCUGUGUUUCUGUUCUUAGCUUCUUUCCUAAGUGCAGCAAAUAGAUUUCUUCUUUUUAUAAGUGCCUAUGGGAAGAUUUCCAAAUGCCCUUCAGGACCUCCUGAGAGUCCUGGGGGUGCAGAUACCCAGGUCCAUCUGCCUACUUUGGAAAAACUCCUCCCUGUGUGUCAUUGGCUAUAGAGAAGUGUCCUUCAGGCUCUGCAAUCACUUCCCAUUAUUGCUUGAGAUGAAUUUCUAUUUUUGUAGGAGAGAAAGGAAGACCCAGGGCCCAUUAACCUUCCAGCUGAGGGCCAGACCAAACCCUUGCUCAGGAACCAUUCCCACAAGUCAAGCAGGGACACUGAGGAGCCUCUUUGCCCAGCAACCCUGGGGCUUGGCCCCUGGGUACCUUUCUUGGGGUCUAUUUAUUUUUACAGCAGUGGAUGUUUUCAAGUGAAUUCAUCUUGGCAUUGACCAGCUGACUUCCAGUGAACUCAAGAACUUGUGUGUUGGGUUGUUGGGUCCCUACAGGACUCUGUGCAGGCAUCAGAUCUGAUACUGGCAGCACCACAUACAGAAAAAAUAAACCCAACCAGUGUCUGUCUCUGAGCCCAGGGUCAGCCAGGCCAUUCCACCACUUUAUUAGAAAUAAACUGCAGCUUUAACCCUUGGUUAAAAACCAUGAAUGCCCUGGAGGAGCUUGGGGUGGAAGAGCUCUGUGCACUCAAUGUGGACCUUCAGUUUGGGGUGGAAAGUCAGCUCCUGUCCUUUUUACCACUCCAGAAAAGCUCCUCUACUCAACUGGCUUUCCCAACUCCUUACAAGUGAAUUUUGGAUUUUACAGGGUUUUAGCAGAGUGACUUCCCCUUGGAACACUAAAUCAAACUGUAAAAGCACAUUUGCUUUUCCUCCUCUGGUGGUCACCUCCUCUUCAGGUACAAGGUCAAGUUUUGUCUUUGUUCUGCCUCUACUGAAGUGUUACCUGUGGUGUGUAUGAACUACAGAUGUAUGGUUUCUUUUCUGUAUUAAAGUAUAAAUUAUA